UCGACGCUGCCAAACAUAUGACCACGCGGGCAACCAUGCAUGGUACCGAACAACCUGAUGUUGUGCAUUGGACUUUGGAAGAGAUGCAGCAGCACGGUUGAAGGACCCAUCUUUGUAAAGGUCUUGUGGAGGCUGGGCACGUAUCGAUAGUACAUGUAGUCAGUCAGAGUUUUUUUUUAAACGAUAUCAUACGCUGUGGCUCGAACGAGUGACGAGUCUACCGGUAGCUAGAACCGAACGAGCGAAGAUGCCCCGCAGGGCAAAAUUGGGUUUAGUUCACUUGACUUCGAGCCCUUUAGCGUCCCCAGCCAAGCCAGCCACAAAGCCAAAAGCCAGCAAAGGUAAGAAGAGGAGCUUUUGCAUCAGCCUCGCCCACCCCACGUCCACCGAUUCUUCUGAAACGAAAGUUCCCUGCGGAGUCCCUUUUUCUUUUUUAAACAAGUACCAUCACGACAACAAUUAGAGCCAAUAUAGCAAGGCGGUAACCCCGGUGACGCCAAGAGCCACUGUUGGUUCUUUGGCCGUUGUUGCUGCGGCGGCGAGUCCAUCCUCGCAUAGAGCGCUUGGAUUUGGAUUUGGAUGGAAUCAUGUUCUUCCAUUGGCGAAUGGACGACUGCGCGUCCUGGAUUGCCGUCAUGCCGAAUAUCUCCUUCAUCAACUCCACGAGGGCAGUGUUGUCGUACAGGUCGUCGAUAGAUAGAGGUCGACGCGUCACGGGGCUGGUACCAUGUUCCUCGAUCCACGCAACAAUGGCAUCUUUCUCAUAGGUGUUUCCAUCGGGGUCAAUGGUUGGCUGGCACAUGAGCCCAUGGGUAAUGGGGCAGUAAAAUUCAUCUGGAAGCGAUGCAAUCCCUCGUGACGAAAAGGCUUGCUCGAUGCUUCGUAGGGAUUGAAAGAUAGGAGACCUGCCAGAUCGACGAAAGCCCCGUAAGGAUUGUCGAAUGGAUUUGCGGCUCUUCUUGUCCUCGCGUGCCUUUUGUUGCAGAUCGCCAAUGCAAGCCUUGAGAGCACUAAAGCAUUCUUUCUGCUGAAUGCAUGCCUUUAGAACCCGAUUUGGGUAGAACUCUCCAUCGGUUGCAGCCUCAGCAGUCUUCUCGUAGGACUUUCCAUCAGAGCCGACGACUGGGUCUUUCAUUAUUUCGUUUGUGAUGGAGCAAACGAAGGCCUUGGGAACAUCCAGCAGUUUCGCCUCCUGUGUCGUUUUGGAUUCCUGCUCAUCUGUUUGGUCAGGUUGAUUGUCUUUGUCUUUUUCACGUUGUAGCGAAAUGUUGUCGUCUAUGGUUGGGACCUCAAGUACCAUCUUGAGGGUACCCUUUGUCUGUUUCCUUGUCGUCUUGGCUGCUAAAAUUCGUUGGUUUUUGCUUGAAUUGUGAGCAAUGACAGCCAGCUGAUGUACGUGCAACGUGGUACGAAAUCACGUUCGUAGCCCAUUUUACCAUCUCAAACGCACGGGAGAUGGAUUGUCACCGAAUCCUUGUUUUAGAAGAUGGGGUAAAGUAGACUAUAUUCCCCAGUUCAAAUUGAAGUUCCGCCUCUAUGUAUUGAUGAAGAAUUUUUGCAGUCGGGUUUCCUCGCCUUGCGACCUCGCGAGGACUUGUUGGGACUGUUGGGACCACCAAGCUCCAUCCAUGCGAACGCAAUGCGUUUGCGGUAGAUGCGUUGCAUGGUACAGGGCACAUUCGAGGACUCAUCUGGACUCUGGGCAAACAUGGGGGCGAGCAAGCAGCAAGUAUGACGAGCACACAUUCCGAGCUUGCCAGUCGUGAUGGAGCUUUGCCCAGAGCUGCAGAUCUUUCGGUCCGUUUUGGCUUUGCUGGGCACACAUCAUACAUUCUCGAGAAAGAGAUAAAAGAGAGAUAAAUUGACUGAUUCCCUCCGGAUAAGGACCUUGAAGCAUAGACUGAUAAAAUGCAGAUUGCUUUCUCCUUUUUUGCCUUGUUCCUUGCUUGCUUGUCAAGCCCCACCGACGCUGGAGACGAGGAGUUUAAUGAACUUCAGUGGAAACUUGAAACGGACGUUUUGGAGCUUCGAACGGCUGUUGAAGAGGCGUACUUGAGUCGUUGCGACCCAUCGACCUUACAAAGCUGUCAAAGGGGCAACUUUGAUGCCUGCGAUUCCUCAUUUCCCAAUCCGGUAUGUCCUGUUGGAGAGGACUUUUCGUUGCAAGUUUGCGCCGAUGGAUGCUCUUCCAAGUACGACUAUUCCGUCUCGACUGUUUCGUUCCCUCCGUUCCCUGGAAGUCGAGAUGAUCCGGCAGUCCUGCAAGAUAUCUGCUUCUCGAGGAAGCUUGAUUCCUAUUUCGUCAACAAGUAUGAAGCUGACAAGAGUUUCUGGGAUAAGUACGGUAUCGACGUCCCUUCCAUGCAUCUCGGGAUGACAACCGGAGCCUUCCGCAUUUAUCCUGCCCGUGCCAAUGAAACAUGCAAUGCCUACGAUCCCAGGGUUCGGCCUUGGUAUGUAGCUGGUAGCAGUGGCCCUAAAAACAUCAUUCUGUUGCUGGACACUUCGGGAUCCAUGGACGGCAUCCGCCUCUACUACCUCAAGCAAGCGGCUGCGCGCAUCAUCGACACCCUGACCGUGGGAGAUAGAGUUGCAUUGGUUCCAUUCAGCACCAAAGCGCAGCCAGAAUACUUUGACGGAGAAGCCCUCGUGAAGGUGACUGCCUCUAUGAAAGAAGAGCUACAAAAGCGGCUGGCUGCGCUUGAGGCGAUCGGUUCAACCAACAUUCACGAUGCGUUUCGUCGUGCAUUUCAAGUCAUGGAAGAUUCCAUUCCACUUGAAAAGGUAGUCGAUUGUAACACUGCAAUCAUCUUCCUCACGGACGGAAAGAUGACCGACCCACCAGAUGUGACCGAGGAAUCAGUUUUGGAGUUUGUGUCAGAUGGCCUGCUCGAACUGGAACAGCGCCUCAAACACCCUGUAUAUCUCUUUACCUACAGCGUUUCGGAGAAUGAUGACGUUCAUACCUUCCCUAAGCAGCUUGCGUGCAGUGCAACAGCCAACGGGAUCUGGUCGAAAGUGGUAGAUGAACGCACCAUUGUCGAUUCCUUGACAAGCUACACCAAUCUCUUCUCGCUUGGCUUAGGCGAGGGAAGGAAUGACGACUUUACGGCAUGGGUUGAGCCAUACAUUUUCUCUACUCGGGGAGUUCCUGGAGUAACGGUCUCUGCGCCAGUGUUUGAUCGAACUGUUAACCCUCCAGUGUUGAUCGGAGUCGUUGGGCUGGAUCUCUUGGUUGAGGCUUUGGACCGUGCGCUGGGAGUGGAAACGGGAAGCAGCAAGACGUACGACAGGAUUGUGCUUUCGUCGACGGCCAAAUGUCCUCGACUAGCGACUUCGCAGUGCCACAUGGAAGCAUUUCGCUCUUUUGGCAUUUCGGGAGAUGAUGCUCGUUGUGGAGGCGCAUCAAACUGCUCCACAACGGUGGACAUCUCGCUUGCUCCUGAGGUUUGCAACAAUCGGGAUGACCUCCCUUCGAUCAUUGUGCACAACACAGACGUGGAGCAGGUAUCCUUCAUUGAAAGAGCUUGUUGUACUGGAGGAAGCAAUGGUUUUGGAGUGGUCCAGAAUGAUACCUGCAUUGCCACCUCGUUGUCAAUGGAAGAAAAGAGCAAGAAUAUCGGAGCCAUAGUUGGAUCUGUGGUGGGUGUCCUUGUUGGAGUGUCAGUGAUGGCAUACGCUGUUGCUGCCUCGUGUCGCAAGGCCAAACUCGAACGCGGGGACUCGGUCCCUGUCGCCCAAGCGAUGGCUGUCCAUGAUGAGGAGACUGAAGUAACCGCGGUCACCCCUCCCACCAAUCCGAAAGCCUCUGCUCCUUGUGUGCUAAAUGCCGAAGCCUGAACAUUACACUCGAGUUUAGAUCACCGAAAAAGAUGAAGAAGAACUGGAACACGGCUUCAGUAGCAUUGAAGCCAGCCUGGAAAUAAUGAGCAACGUCCGUUGGAGCGGAUGAUCAAACGAAUAAGUAUCUAGAUAUGAUUUUACAAAUUC
Molecule: messenger RNA, 3990 nt
Organism: Seminavis robusta
Lineage: Eukaryota; Bacillariophyta; Bacillariophyceae; Naviculales; Naviculaceae
Source: the annotation of a GenBank genome assembly